AGGGAAGAGGGAAGGAAGAGAGUCGUAUCACUGGGCUGGUUCUGCUUUUCUUUGUUUUGGGCUGUGUCCCUGGCUGGAGCUGUUUGCUCGCUUGCUACAAUGUCUCUGUCCCCAGUUGUGGCUGGAAGCUCCGCCCCCCUCAGUAGCAGGUGUCUGCACAGAGCAGGAAGUAAGGGUGACUGUCGUUCCUGGCUGCCAAUUUCACACACUUGUCACCGACACUCUCCCAUCCCCGCUCGUCUUCCAAACACCAGGCCGUCGGCACCUUUUCAUUAGGCACCUUCACGGGUAGAUUAUAGGAGACCCUUUAACCUCCUUAAACUCGCCUGUUUCUCCCCCCCCUUCCAUCGCCAUGUCUCGAAAGGCUUGUUUUUAAAGGACUGAAAAGUUUUCCAGGGAUCUGAUCCCAGAGCAGCGGAAACACUGGGAACCCCACCUGGAUCUCGAGAGUCCCGAAACUUCACCAUGGACCUGAACUACGUGGAUCGACUUCAGGACCCCAUCUCGCUGGAAGGGUGCAGCCAAGAUGCCGCCAGCCCUGAAGUCGAGCUGAACUUCUCCGACCUGUUUGACUAUGAUACUAUUUAUCCAGACGCCGCAGAAGAAGACACGAAUCCUUCACAUAAAACCAUCAGCCCACCACCUGGAGUUGCGUAUUCUCAUGGCGAAUUAUUCAUCAAGUCAUACAGUAACCUGCCAUACCAUAGGGAUGCCAUGGGCACCUAUGAACAGACAGAUAGCGUAGGGUCAAAAUACUUCUUGGACCCUCUGAAGGCUUGUGGGGCUUCAGCUUUGAGUCCAAGGAUUGAGAUCACUCCAUCUCAUGAACUGAUUCAAUCAGGUGGUCGCAGCAGAGAAUCAGAUAUAUUUGUAGAGUUCCUCACAAACUCAGCGGCUACUAGUCCAAGGGUUACACUGCCUGUCCCUGGGUUUGAGGGCUACAGAGAACCGCUUUGCUUGAGCCCUGCUAGCAGUGGUUCUUCCGCCAGCUUCAUUUCCGAGACCAAUUUCUCUCCUUACACAUCACCUUGUGUCUCACCCAAUGGGCCUAAUGAUGACUUGUGUCCACAGUUUCAAAACAUCAAUCCUCAUUAUUCUCCUAGAGCUUCUCCAAUAAUGUCACCACGAGAAAGCAUGACAGAGGACACCUUCCUGGGACCACAUUCUCCAUCGUCUCGCCCAAGAUCACGGUCAUCAUCCCCAGGCUCAAAAAGAAGGUCGCCUUCACCACAGCCUUCACCACAGGUCCAUUUACGGGACGAUAACUCAAGCCUGGGUUUUUCUCACUCUUCCUCUUCAACACUUAUGGACGCCAUGAAUAGCCUUGUUGCAGACCAUUCAUGUGGUGUCCCACCGAAAAUAUGGAAAACUAGUCCAGAACCAUCUCCAGUGUCUUCCCAUAAGAAUCUGCCUUGCCAUAUUUAUCAGCCCACAGAAUAUUUGGGCCCUUAUGAAAAGGAGGAGAGACAAAAUGUGGAUUCUGGGUCAAUCCUACUGAUGCCGCCUUCGUGGCCAAAGCAGCUGGUUCCUGCCAUGCCUUACUACAGCAUACCCGUCACCUCCCUUCCUCCUCUUGAGUGGCCCUUGCCAACUCAGGUUGGGUCUUACGAACUCCAAAUAGAAGUGCAUCCUAAGCCCCAUCAUCGUGCACACUAUGAGACGGAGGGGAGUCGUGGAGCCGUAAAGUCACCUAAUGGGGGUCAUCCAGUGGUUCAGCUUAAUGGCUAUAUGGAAAAUAAGCCUUUGGGCCUUCAAAUCUUCAUUGGGACAGCAGAUGACCGGAUCCUAAAGCCUCAUGCUUUCUAUCAAGUGCACCGCAUCACCGGAAAGACAGUGACCACCACCAGCUACGAGAAAAUUAUUGGCAACAACAAAGUGCUGGAGAUGCCUUUGGAACCAAAAAACAAUAUGAGGGCAAUAAUUGACUGCGCAGGGAUCCUGAAAUUAAAAAAUGCAGACAUCGAGCUGAGGAAAGGAGAGACUGACAUUGGGCGGAAGAACACACGGGUGCGCCUGGUUUUCAGAGUCCACAUUCCAGAGGCAAAUGGUCGGAUUGUGUCCCUGCAAGUGGCUUCCAACCCUAUUGAGUGCUCCCAAAGAUCUGCUCAUGAGCUCCCCAUGGUGGAGAGGCAUGAUAUCCACAGUUGCCUGGUGUACGGAGGGCAACAGAUGAUUCUCAGUGGGCAGAACUUCACUGCUGAGUCCAAAGUCGUAUUCACAGAGAAGACUUCAGAUGGCCAGCAGAUUUGGGAGAUGGAGGCUACAGUCGAUAAAGACAAGAGCCAACCGAGCAUGCUCUUUGUGGAAGUGCCAGAGUAUCGCAGCAAACACAUCACCUCUCCUGUCAAAGUCAAUUUCUAUGUCAUCAAUGGGAAAAGAAAGCGUAGCCAGGCUCAGCACUUCACCUAUCACCCAGUGCCAUCUAUCAAAACAGAGCCUCUCGAUGAGUUCAAUCCCUCCAUCGUUGGGAGCAACAUACACAGUGGCCUAGGAACAGUGUCGCAGGCCUACUUUUCCCAGCAUUCUAUGGCUAAUGAUGCACCUUCUUGUCUGGUGGCCAAUUUGGUCUCAUGUCAACAGGCAAGAGUAAGUCUUCCAUCUCCAGAAUCCAGGUAUCAUCAGCAGAAUCCCUCGACUGUUAUGUACCAAAGAAGCAAAAGCUUGAGUCCAAGCCAACUAGGCUACAAUCAGCCACAACUAAUGGCCUCACAGAUUGCAAUGCCAGAUGCCAUUCCUGAUGCCCACAGAUCUGUCCUUGUCCAUGCUGGUUCUCCAGUCCAGUCUGUGCUCCACUCUUCUGCCAAUCCACAGCUAUCUCCUGUAAUUCACUAUUCUCCAACCAAUCAUCAGGUGAGACAUAGAAGUCACCAGGACUUCCAACACAUAAUGUGCUCUGAUCAUUUUGCAACAAGUCCUACCAGAUCCAGUCAGCCACAAGUCAGCCAAGCCCAAAGAAUGAGCCCAAAUCCCUUCCAGAGUGUGAUCCAGCAACAGUCAAACAGCCCAAGAGCUUCAAAAAAUGGUCCCCCCAUUCCAGAUGAAAAAGAGAAUGGCCCAGGUGGAGUAACGGUGAAGCGGGAACAGAAUUUGGACCAGGCUUACCUAGAUGAUGAGCUGAUAGAUACAAACCUUAGCUGGAUACAAAACAUAAUAUGAGGCAGAGGGACAGUGAUCUAAGAUGCAAGAAAUGACAGUCCAAGUAAAUGAAAUAAUCAGGAAGGAGUUUCCGGGCUUCCCUGGCAGGAAUCAAACCUAGAAGAACUACAGCACCUUUCACUGAACGCUUCCUCGGUGACCUUUCUGGUUUCAUCGCUCGCCCCCCCAACCACCUUCUGUUUCCUCUCUGUCCGUUACCACGACAAGAAACAAUAAGCUUGACCGCAACUCGCCUUGGCGAUAUAUAGCAGCUCGGCACGUUGCUUCUGUAAACAUCAAAGGGACUGUCUUCCCUGAUUCGCUCGUAAGACUAAUUGUUCUUUUAUAAUAAAACGCAGAACGAGGGCAGAGAUAAAUGGUGAGAAUUGUACGGUAAAGGGGGUUGAUUGUGGAACCGCCAUCUGUCAACUAAAGUCCUUUGAAAUUUUCAGUUGCGGCCUGGCAUUCUGUGUCACCUUAAAAUGUAUAGGACACAUGCUGCCAUUUAAAGGCCAAUGGAUUGUAAUCAAAGAAACAAUAAACCACAUUAGUAUGGCUAUUAACCAAAUUGUUAGCAUCACAUUAAACAUUUAAGUGAAUUGCUUACAUUUAUUUACAACGCCUGGCUAUUAGCUGUCUCUACAAUGGAAGCAGCCAUUUUUAUUUUGUGUAUUGGCUGUUGUUGAUUUUUUUGUCCUGUAGAGGGAGCUCCCAGUCUACCAAAGUGAUUUAUCAAUUUUUUUAAAUUGCUUCUACCAAAAAGUGCCCCUUUCCAGCUCCCAAACCACAUAUUUGUUCCAGAGUAGUGCAGCGGGGUUGGCGGCCGCCAUCUUUUGCCACAUCAUGUCUAGCGCGUUUCCCAGCUGGCAAAUAAAUUCGCGAAACUGCUGCAAAAAUUUGCCUGUGUCUAAAAAAAUUUUGCAGCAGUUCCGAAAAAUCACUCGCGCCAAAACCGUCGCGCGUCAACAUUAUUCAAACGCCCAUUGACUUUAACAGAGGCGUCAAUGCAUUCGAGUUUCAUAGAUUUUCCACUGUUUUUCGCGGGAAAUUCACAAAUUUUCCGGCGAUGCAAAACAAAUUCGCCCAUCACUAGUGGUACAUUGUUUUUUUAAAAUAGAUAAUGGAGCUUUAUUCUCCUUUGAAUCGAUAUAGUGAGUAAAGAGAGAGGUGGGGCUUAUCUCACAAGCAAAGGAGUGGCCUGAAUUAGUGAUGUGCCCCUGCCCGAGUCAGACUUCCGGCUUCCAUUUUUAGACCCUGUUUUUUUUCCCACCAUUGUAACUAGGGUUCUCAUGGGGGAAUCUCUAAGAGCUGAUGUAAAUACAAAGUGCAGAAAUAUGUUAUUUAUUAUGUCUAAUCAAAUGUUUAGAGUGAUAUAAAUGUAACUAAUUUGCUUGUUUUAUAGAAUAUAUAUAUAUAUAUAUAUAUAUAUAUAUAUAUAUAUAUAUAAUAACUGGCUUUUGUAUAUUUCUGUGACAUACGAUGCGAUCUGUCAGAGGUGAACUGUUUAACUUUCCCCUCAUUGAGGGUUAAUCGGAUAGAGGUGCCAAGGGCUGUUUCUUUGACAGACUACAUCCUAUUGGUUGGUUCCCUAGAAGAGGCCUUUAAAGGAAAACUAAGCCUUAACUUUUUCCAAUUAAAUCAGGAUUUCUUUUCUAAAUAUUUCAUAUUAAGUCCCACCCACUGUGAGUCAAACUCCCAGGGUGUUCUGGUUGCUUGAGUCACAGACUACAGGCUCCUCCCCUGUAAGCUGCCUUCAAAGUGUUCUAGUGUUUUCCACUUUUGUAGUUCAACUCUGGCCUGCUCCCUGAAAGCUGCUAUAGGGUUGGACUUGGGGGGGGGGGGUGAGCCCCACCAGAGGGACCCCCAAUCCCCCCGCUGGUGCCCACUAUCCCGGGCAGGGAUCGGGUCUGGGUCGGAGGGCCCAGUCCAACACUGAAUUAUAGUAUAUUUGUGGGUGGGAGUAGAACACGCUGACAGUUUACAAGGGAGGGUCAAGGAGUCUGUGACUGAAGCAGUGGGCUGGACUAGAACUUUCUGAUGGCAGCUUACUGAGCAGGACUACUAGGUCUAACUCAAGCACAACAAUAUUAAGCCUGAACCGAUCUACAGUUCUGCUAAAAUAAAUUGGACUUUUGUUCUCCUUUAAAACACCAGGGUGUAGUUUAACUGAAUCUAGAAUCAUUCCCAAAAUAUAAGUAAUUAUUUAUCCAUCACUUGGAUCUGUAACCGAACAGCAGCUCCCGGGCAUCACACCAGACGGUGCCUGUAGACUAAGGGCCCAGUUUCCAUGAAACAGAUCUUAUUUUCUAUAAGAAACCAAUGUUACCCCCCUAUAAUGUACAGAGAGAAGGGGGGUGGCAGCCUUAAUAUAAGCACUAACAUAAAGCAUUUCCAUUAUAUCUGUAAAUGAUCUCUGGUAUAAACAAUAAAUACGAGGCAGUGAUAUACUCAUAGUGUUGCCAUGCCUUGCUAUAGCCGAAAUCUAGGCCUCGGCCUAUUGGAAUAUUAUAUGCAUAUACUCGCCAUCAAUAAGCCUAUUACAUACAGUACAGUCAGCCUUAUUCCAUCCCAUACGCUGCUUAGCUUCAAUAUAGUCCUUGUACAUAGACAUCAGCUAUGCCAUUUGAUUUAUAUAGUGAGAAGGCAAGAUUGUCCGACCUGGGGUAACAGUAUGUGCCACUUUUUACUCUUCUCUUUCCAGAACAUGUUCUAUAUAUUCUAUAUAUUAGUUUCACGCUGUAAUGGGCUUAAUUUCUGACUACAGUUAACUGCGUGCUCUUCCUUCUCUGUAUAUUUGUAUUUUUACAUAUGGAAAGGAGGUGCCAUAUUGUUUCCCUCAGACAGUACAGUAUGA
Messenger RNA from Xenopus laevis (African clawed frog), 5989 nucleotides. RefSeq names its product nuclear factor of activated T cells 2 L homeolog (gene nfatc2.L). The transcript is spliced from 11 exons. NCBI's taxonomy places the organism in Eukaryota, Metazoa, Chordata, Amphibia, Anura, Pipidae. Bases 466 to 3156 code for a protein of 896 amino acids. The record is from RefSeq and is a predicted model, not a curated record. Gene Ontology annotation, cellular component: cytoplasm; transcription regulator complex; nucleus. Gene Ontology annotation, molecular function: DNA-binding transcription factor activity, RNA polymerase II-specific; RNA polymerase II cis-regulatory region sequence-specific DNA binding; DNA-binding transcription factor activity. Gene Ontology annotation, biological process: regulation of transcription by RNA polymerase II; regulation of DNA-templated transcription; calcineurin-NFAT signaling cascade.